This is a messenger RNA of Cadophora gregata, 732 nucleotides long. RefSeq lists its product as uncharacterized. The record is from RefSeq and is a predicted model, not a curated record. NCBI's taxonomy places the organism in Eukaryota, Fungi, Ascomycota, Leotiomycetes, Helotiales, Ploettnerulaceae. Bases 1 to 732 code for a protein of 243 amino acids. The transcript is spliced from 2 exons.
AUGGCAGUCUGCACCACCUGCUCCAACCUUCGGCCUCAAAUCCUGUCAACCCUGCCAGUGGGAAAAUGGACCGGUCUGUUCUUCACCGUCUCAGAUCUCAAGUCUUCAAUCGCGACAACCUCGUGCGCAGAGUGCAGGUUGAUAUGGGACGCUUUAUCAUAUUACAAAAGUUCUUGGGAUGAGAAAGACCUGACGCAAUAUAUCGAAUUGAAAGUCGCGGUGGGGAAGCAAUGUCAGGUGUUUUGGAGGAAGGAUGGGGUGUACGUGGAAUUAUUUUCUAGGAGAGUGGGAGAGAGUGUUCCAGAUGUGCCCGAUACGAUUGGAGCUGUGAAGGAAGUAACUGAAGAGUCCUCCUCGGAUUCAUGUUUCCAGCUCGCGUCAUCUUGGCUGAAGACAUGCGUCGACUCCCACCCGGCUUGCAGUUCAGAGACACUAAAAGCUCUUCCGACUCGUGUGUUAGAUGUCGGCGUAGCUGGGACAAGAGAUCCUUUUCUAGUUGAAUCGCGAGGGCAGAGUGGAGAAUACGUCGCACUAAGCUAUUGCUGGGGAGAUCCACGCUUUCACAACGUUCUGAAGACGACAGCCGACACGUACGAGAAGCAUCUUGAACGCAUCGCUUUUAACGCUAUGCCGAGGACUCUACAAGAUGCAGUGACAAUCACCCGUCGACUAGGACUGAAAUUCCUCUGGAUUGAUGCCCUGUGUAUCAUUCAAGGCGACCUAGACGAUUAG